UUUUAGUUAUUUUCCUUUCCGUUGUGUUUUUUCAAUCUAUCUUCAUUUUUCAUUGAUUUUUCUCAUCUGGGUGUAUCACUUUUGGGUCGAUAAAAUUGAAUUCAUGCUUAUUGUUGCUUAGCUUCUCUAUUUGGUUAAAGGUUUUGAAUUUUUCAUUUUUUCACGUUUGGUCUUUUAGAAAAGAAAUCGUUCUUCAAGUUUAACUCCAUAUAAGAUGAGAUAAAUGUAUUGAAACUUCUUGGUUAAUGGAUUGGUAUGUUGAUCAAUUUUCAGUUGCUUGUUAGUGCUGAAUCUAUUUUUGUCCUUGUUUUUGUUUCUGGAAAUUGUAACCCAUAUGAUUAUCAUAAAACUCUUUGCAAGUUUUAUUCUAAUUUCUGGGUACUUGGUUUUAUUUAUUUAAGAGGCUGAAGAUUUAAAAACAUUGAUUAUAUCAAUCAUCUGUCUUAUCUUCAGUUGUUUACCAAUAAAGGAAACUUGUAUGCAGUUCAUAUUAUAGCUGUUGAAGGUGGUUGGUGGGUGAUCCCAGGUUGUCUGGUAUCAAGGCCCAUCUUAUGAGUUAUCUUGGAGACCCUCCUUAAAUUACCAGAAAAUAGAGAAUGUGCUGAUUGCAAGAGCAAAGCUCCACGAUGGGCCAGUGUCAACCUUGGAAUCUUCAUAUGCAUGCAAUGUUCAGGGAUUCACCGAAGCCUUGGAGUACACAUAUCGAAGGUGAGAUCUGCCACUUUAGACACAUGGCUUCCUGAGCAGGUUUCAUUUAUUCAGUCCAUGGGGAAUGAUAAAUCAAAUAGCUUCUGGGAAGCUGAGUUACCUCCUAAUUAUGACAGAGUUGGAAUUGAGAAUUUUAUCCGGGCAAAGUAUCAAGAGAAGAGAUGGAUUCCUAGAGAUGGAAAAUCAAAUUCUGCCCUAAAGGUCGAGGAGGGGAAGCCUUCAGUUUACAGACCUGGAUCUGUGAAUAAUGGAGAUAGAUACACAAACACCAUAAAUCAUGUUCCUGGAGAGAGGAAAGUAGCUCAUCAACCUGCGCCUAACAAUCUUCCACCAAAAGGUUUCAGCCAAGUCCCAACCAAAGUGUCUCAACAGGUCAUACCUGAUCCAAAACCACACGAAUCUGUGCAGAAUUUGGAAUCAUCAAGAGCUGAAAUGAAAAAGGAGCAUAUCGCUACCCCAGUAGUAAACCCACCUAAUGUUGAUUACGCGACUGGUCUUUUCAAUUUACUUUCUAUGGAUGAUUCUAGAGAAACAAAAUUCAUGGCUUCCACUGAAGUCAGUUCAUCAACCCAUUCUCAAUCUUCUGAAGCAAAAUCAUUAGUGGAAAUAAGUGAUCCCUCAACACCUGCUGAAAGCAAUGUGCAGCUUAAGUAUGGGAUUGAGGAUCUAUUAACAGAUUCUGCAUUGGUUAUACCAUCAGUCACACCUUCUGUUUCAGAAAAACAGCCCAAAGAUGCGAAGAAUGAUAUCAUGAACCUCUUUGAGAAGUCCAGUAUGGUGUCUCCAUUUUCCGUGCAUCAGCAGCAAAUUGCCAUGCUUUCCCAGCAACAAUCCUUCCUUAUGUCUGCUGCAAAACAAACUAGCCCUGGAUUCCAAACCUCUCCUGUCAACUUGAACCAACUUGGUCCUAAUGGUAUUUUCAUACCAAGACAGAGUUGGGGAAGUACUGGUUAUCAAGUUCCUGGAGCAGCAAUGUCCAUGGCUGAUAUACAGAAACAUAAGCAGAUGUUAAGCAUCCAACAGACAUACCCAAAUGGGAAUUCUGUAAAUAUUCAAGCAGCCGGCUUCUACGUACCACAGCCAGUAGCUUCGAAUAAUGGUGUGAUGAAUAUCGGAGCAAGUAGACCUUCUUCAACGCCCCAGCUUUCUUCAGUUCAACUUGGAAUUAAAGACUAUGAUUUUUCAUCAUUAACACAAGGGAUGUUUUUGAAUCGGUGAGAGAUUAGUACCAUGAUUUUAAUACCUUCACCAGCAAUGACUGCCUGUUUCCCCCAUCGGAAACAGAAAACAUAGCAACAGUGACCCAAAAAGAAAAUAAAAAUUAGUGUUGAUUUAUAUCCAAAGUUCAUGUUUGGUGAUAAUGAAAA
This is a messenger RNA of Carica papaya (papaya), 2075 nucleotides long. The record is from RefSeq and is a predicted model, not a curated record. Lineage: Eukaryota; Viridiplantae; Streptophyta; Magnoliopsida; Brassicales; Caricaceae.